Molecule: messenger RNA, 3914 nt
Organism: Amphiprion ocellaris (clown anemonefish)
Lineage: Eukaryota; Metazoa; Chordata; Actinopteri; Pomacentridae
Product: protein NLRC3-like
Exons: 12
Coding region: 334-3519 (1061 amino acids)
Molecular function (GO): protein binding
Source: RefSeq, a predicted model, not a curated record
UCACUAAUGAAAGUAAAGUCAGUCAGAGCAACGGCAGAGCGGCAGUCCAGAAUAAUCUCUGUGUUUGUGUCUGAACUCAACUGUUCUUCCUCAACCAGCGACUCAGAUUGUGAUGAAGGUAGAACGUCUCUGGAGUUGAUGUGAAUGUGAGCAGCUGCCACUGCAGCCGCUGACUGGAUAUAAUGAACCUGGACUAAGAGAAACAUGUCAGAUGUUGAAGAGCUUCUCAGUUUUUUAUAUUGAGUGUUGAGUUGAAGCAGCUGUCCCAAAGCUGGACAAGUUUCCUUCAAUCAGACCUGUUUGUCAUGUGACUGAGAGGAAGGAGGAGAACUAAUGUGUGACUCUCCUAGCAGGUUGUUGUGUUUGUCUGCUAUGCAUCAGUGUGAGGACAGAGAGGAGGGAGUCCUUCCCUCUAAAAGAUCUCUGUGUGGGGAACAUGAGAACCAGAGCAAAGCUCAGAGCCCAGAGCAACAGAACACACACUCUGCUGGACCUGGACCCGGAUCUGGUCCUGGUCCUGGAUCCAGCUCUGUGUCCAUGAAGAGUGACUGGUCAAUGGAUCCUCCUCCUGUAUUCAGACGAUCUGCAGAUGGAAGGAUCCAGCAGCAGAGACCAGACUGUCCUGAACCCAGCUUUCUGUCCUUCAAGAGUGACCACUCAAAGAACGAUUUCACUGAAUUUAAAGACAUCUGUCCAUCUGCUGAUCAGAUAGUGGACCAGCAGAACUCAGAGGUUCCCAGAGUUCAGUCUGACCAGCAGCAUCACAUGGACUCCAUAUUCAUGCUGCUGGAGGACAACAUGGUGACUUUUGUGAAGAAGGAGCUGAAAAAGAUGCAGAAGGUUGUGAGUCCAGAUUACCCAGAAUGCUCAGAGAGUCAGAGGGAGGAUGAGUAUGAGUUGGAGGGGGAUGAUGAAGAUCAGAGGAACAGCAGAGAGAUGUUUCAGCAGAUCACAGUGUUCUUCCUGAGGAAGAUGAAGCAGGAGAAGCUGGCUGACUGUCUGCAGAGCAAACUUGCUGCUCCAGUUUGUAGACGUGAACUUAAAUGUGACCUGAAGAAGAAGUUCCAGAGAGUGUUUGAAGGCAUCGCUAAAGCUGGACAGCCGACCCUCCUGAAUGAGAUCUACACAGAGCUGUACAUCACAGAGGGAGGGACUGCAGAGGUCAAUGAUGAACAUGAGGUGAGACAGAUUGAAGCAGUAUCCAGGAAAGCAGACAGAGCAGAAACAAGCAUCAGACCAGAAGACAUUUUUAAAGGCUCACCUGGAAGAGAUGGACCAAUCAGAACAGUGAUGACAAAGGGAGUGGCUGGCAUCGGGAAAACAGUGUUAACACAGAAGUUGACUCUGGACUGGGCUGAAGAUAAAACCAACCAGGACAUCCAGUUCAUGUUUCCAUUCACUUUCAGAGAGCUGAAUGUGCUGAAAGAGAGAAAAAUGAGCUUGAUGGAACUUGUUCAUCACUUCUUCAGUGAAACCAAAGCAGCAGGAAUCUGCAGGUUUGAAGACUUCCAGGUUGUGUUGAUCUUUGACGGUCUGGAUGAAUGUCGCCUUCCUCUGGACUUCCACAACAAUGAGGUCCUGACUGAUGUCACAGAGUCCACCUCAGUGGAUGUGCUGCUGACAAACCUGAUCAGGGGGAAGCUGCUUCCCUCUGCUCGCCUCUGGAUAACCACACGACCUGCAGCAGCCAAUCAGAUCCCUCCUGACUGUGUGGACAUGGUGACGGAGGUCAGAGGGUUCACCGACCCACAGAAGGAGGAGUACUUCAGGAAGAGAUCCAGAGAUGAGGAACAGGCCAGCAGCAUCAUCUCCCACAUGAAGAAGUCACGAAGCCUCCACAUCAUGUGCCACAUCCCAGUGUUCUGCUGGAUCACUGCUACAGUUCUGGAGAAGCUGCUGAGAACCAGAGAGCGAGGAGAUCUGCCCAGAACCCUGACUGAGAUGUACAUCCACCACCUGGUGGUUCAGGUCAAAGUCAAGAAGGUCAAGUAUGAUGGAGGAGCUGAGACAGAUAAACACUGGAGUGCAGACAGCAGGAGGAUGAUUGAGUCUCUGGGAAAAUUGGCUUUUGAGCAGCUGCAGAAAGGAAACCUGAUCUUCUAUGAGUCCGACCUGACAGAGUGUGGCAUCGAUAUGGAAGCAGCCUCAAAGUACUCAGGAGUGUUCACACAGAUCUUUAGAGAGGAAAGAGGGCUGUACCAAGACAAGGUGUUCUGCUUCGUCCAUCUGAGCGUUCAGGAGUUUCUGGCUGCAGUCUACAUGUUCCACUGUUACACCAACAGGAACCAGACGGUUCUGGAGGACUUCCUGGGAAAAGACUGGAAAGUCAAGAAGAGAGACACUCUGAAUGUGUUCAUGUUCAGAGUCAUGGAGAAAUCCCUCAGAAGUGAAAAUGGUCACCUGGACCUGUUUGUUCGCUUCCUUCAUGGCCUCUGUCUGGAGUCCAACCAGAGACUCUUAAGAGGCCUGCUGGGUCGGACAGAAAUCCAUCCAAAAAUGAUCCAGAGAGUCAUCAACAACCUGAAGGAGAUGAGGAGUGAUGAAAUGUCUUCAGACAGAAGCAUCAACAUCUUCCACUGUCUGAUGGAGAUGAAGGAUCUCUCAGUACAUCAGGAGAUCCAAGAGUUCCUGCAGUCAGAGAACAGAUCAAAGAAGGAACUCUCUGAGAUCCACUGCUCAGCUCUGGCCUACAUGCUGCAGAUGUCAGAGGAGGUUCUGGAUGAGUUGGACCUGAACAAGUACACAGCAUCAUGGGAGGGAAAACAGAGACUGAUUCCAGCUGUGAGGAACUGCAGAAAGGCUCGACUUACUAACUGUAACCUGUCAGAGAGUCACUGUGAAGUCGUGGCUUCAGCUCUGAAAUCCAACCCCUCCCAUCUGACAGAUCUGGACCUGAACUGGAACAUCCUGCAGGAUUCAGGAGUGAAGCAUCUUUCUGCUGGACUGCAGAGUCCAAAUUGUAAACUGGAGACUCUCAGAUUGGAGUGGUGCAGGUUGUCAGAGAUCAGCUGUGAGUCUCUGGUCUCAGCUCUGAAGUCCAACCCCUCCCAUCUGGAACAUCUGGACCUGAGCAGUAACAACAACCUGAAAGAUUCAUCAGUGAAACAUCUGAGUGGUUUUCUGGAGAGUCCAGACUGCAUCCUGAAGACUCUGAGAUUGAGGGGCUGCAGUUUGUCAGAGAUCAGCUGUGAUUGUCUGGUCUCAGCUCUGAAGUCCAACCCCUCCCAUCUAGAACAUCUGGACCUGGGCUUCAACAAACUGCUGGAUUCAGGAGUGAAACAUCUGUGUGGUUUUCUGGAGAGUCCAGACUGCAUCCUGAAGACUCUGAGACUGGAGGAAUGCGGUAUGUCAGAGAUCAGCUGUGAUUCUUUGGUCUCAGCUCUGAAGUCCAACCCCUCCCAUCUGGAACAUCUGGACCUCAGAUGGAACAACCUGCAGGAUUCAUCAGUGAAACAUCUGUUAGAUCUUGUGGAGAGUCCAGACUGCAGCCUGAAGACUCUGAGAUGGGAGUCAGACUGAUCAUGACGAUGAUUGUGCUGAGAGGAUGAAGUGUGUCCUGAUGAUCCAGAGGUUGAAGCAGCAGCAGCAGCAGCUGGUGUGUCGAGACUCUGGCUGGACCAUGUUACUGGGAGGUGGACUGGGAACCAGUGUAAAGUGUGUUGUUAUCACUGUAUAGUUUAGUGUUGCAGCUCCACACUGUGAAUGAUGGAGAACUGCAGUUAAUGUUGACAUAAUACAUUGGAAGUUGAUGUCAGGUUGCAGAGUGUGCAGUAAGUUUCAGGAUAUUUAUGUCAGUGCAGGAUUAUAUUUCAGUUGUCUUUCUAUUUCCAGCUGCAGUCAAAGUUGUUGAGCUUCUCUACCUGCAACACAUUGAGCUGAUGACAACAAAGUGUCCUGAAAACAUUUCAGCUGAA